Molecule: messenger RNA, 334 nt
Organism: Tricharina praecox
Lineage: Eukaryota; Fungi; Ascomycota; Pezizomycetes; Pezizales; Pyronemataceae
Exons: 1
Coding region: 51-302 (83 amino acids)
Source: RefSeq, a predicted model, not a curated record
GGGGAGGGGAAGGGGGAGGAGCGGGGAUAAAGCUUCUUUGCAUAUUUCGUAUGGGGUACGGUGUUUUUUUUUAUACUUUUGGCUGGUGGGUGUGGAACUUUGGUACUGCAAGAGGUUUUAUACAUAUCCAUAAUAGUUUCUUACGUUUGUGCUUGUCCGCUUCCGUGCCCGUGUUCUUGUGGUGGUGGCCGUGUCGUUGUUCGUGUUCUUAUGGUGGUGGUUUGGGGGGAUGUCUAGAGAGGUCAGAAGGUAGAGUUGGAGGGAGGGGGAAUCGACGGCUGCUGGAGAUUCGAGACCGAUAACAAUGAAGUAGUCCGUGACAAUCGUGAAUGAU